Corticium candelabrum is the source of this 2660-nucleotide messenger RNA. Its product is annotated as DNA polymerase nu-like. Gene Ontology annotation, biological process: DNA-templated DNA replication; double-strand break repair via alternative nonhomologous end joining. Gene Ontology annotation, molecular function: DNA-directed DNA polymerase activity; DNA binding. Bases 42 to 2441 code for a protein of 799 amino acids. NCBI's taxonomy places the organism in Eukaryota, Metazoa, Porifera, Homoscleromorpha, Homosclerophorida, Plakinidae. The transcript has 24 exons. The record is from RefSeq and is a predicted model, not a curated record.
UGUCAUUCAAAGAUGACAGAAAUCUCAGCGGAAGAAACAAAAUGUCGAAGCGAAUUUGCAACGAAUCGCGGCCUCGUCCGAAAUGCCUCAGCGAGUCAGACUAUCACAAGGUGAGGACGGAAUUGCUGAGAAAGUUUGGAUACGUGAAAUAUCCGAACAGUGAGAGAAAAGUGAAUCAGCGAGCGUGUGGAGAACUUCAGACAGCAAGCGUGGGCGGACAGAAGCCGCGUAAUGACGUUGGUAGUGGGGGUAGCAGAGAUAUUUUGUUGCCUGAAGAAAGUAUUGCUGUUGGAAAUGAGCAUCCUGUUGCAACAUUGCCAGUUUUGUCAGCAAUCAGUCGAGUUGAGUUAUGUAUUCAUGAACGCUUGAUGUCACCACAGAUGAAACGGAAAAGUGAGGAAAAUCUCGACAUUCCCAGCAAACAGAUGAAGUCGUCAGUUAGUUUGACCAGUCAAGAAAAGGAGAAAGCAAAGAAGACCCAAACCAAAUUGUUUGCUGGACAGGAUAGAACAUUGAAGCUUAUUUCAGAAGACUGCGAUGAGUCACUUGUUCUUCGUGAUCUCAGCUGUUUUACAAAGAGUCAGUUGAAUGACAUCGAGUGUCAGUUGAAUUCAACCGAUGAAGUGUUGCUUGCUCUCUUGUUUGGCAACAACUCGACUCAACUGAGAGAUGCCAGGGAUCGAAUAUGUACUGCAUCUGACACCAAGUCUGAAACUGUAGAAGUGACAGGUGUGGGACUUAGCAUCUGCCACAACUCCCUGAGACAGUAUUACCUUAUACCAAUGAACUCGAAACAGAACCCUUUCUACGAAUGGUCAAAGCAGACUUUGCAAGAGCUGAUGAGGUCGCCCACUCGGAAGGUGUGCUAUGACAGUCAGGAGAUGAUGCAUGCUUUAGUGGCUCAUUAUGGUUAUACAUCAACAGAAGUUUGCUCAGAUUGGCUUCUGUUUGAUCCGGGUGUGGCCGGUUGGUUGUUGGAUUCUGACCAUCCGCCACAGUCAUUCAAGAAAACAAUUUCAUCAUUUACCAACUUGAAACUUGUGACAACAAGAGGACCUCACACUUCAUCUCAGUUUUGUUCUGAUAUUUCUCUACUCGGUCCACUCAUGUUCAUCUUGUACAGGAAACUGGAGUCUUGUGGUCUGUGGCCUCUGUUUCAUGACCUAGAGAUGAGGCUGUGUCCGAUUCUUGCCGUGAUGGAAGUAGAUGGUGUUCAUGUCGAUAUGGAUGAAAUGACUAUUCUAUGUGAUAAACUAAAGAUGGAAAUUAGUGAAAUUGAGAGAAGGGCUCAUGAAGUUGUUGGCCGUCCGAUGUUGCUCAACAGUCCUAAACAACUGCGAGAGUUGUUAUUUGAUGAGCUGAAAUUGGACGAAAAACUUUCAGGAAGAAAUGUUGUCAAGACGAUCACGAAUCAGGAGAAAUCAACAUCAGAAGCAGUGCUGAAUCAGUUGAGAGAGUUCCAUCCUCUGCCGGGACUCAUCUUACAGUAUCGACAUCUUGUGAAGGUGAAGUCGACAUAUUUUGACGGACUACUGCCUUAUAUCACUAAGGGGGUGCUGCACACACACUGGCAACAGACAGCUGCUGCAACUGGACGACUGUCAUCAGCUAAUCCAAAUAUUCAGACAAUUCCUCGUUUGCCAGUUGAGGUCAAAAAUGGAGAUUUCGUGUUUCCUCGGCAGCCGUUUGAAGCCAGACUCGGUUAUUCGUUCCUUGCAGCAGACUUUCAGUCUAUUGAACUUCGUCUGUUGGCUCAUUUCUCAGAAGAUUCUAACUUGUUGCACGUGAUCAAUACAGAGGAAACAACGCAUGAUGUUUUUACAAGACUGGCGUCUCAAUGGUUGACUAAAUCUUUAGAUGGUAUUGACUCUGCUGACAGACACAAGGCCAAGCGUGUUGUGUAUGCUGUCGUUUAUGGAGUAGGACAGGACAAGCUGUCUGACAUUCUGGGUGUCUCCCUUGACGAGGCUAAGCAUGUUAUCACCAGCUUUCUAAGUAAAUUUCCAGGAGUUCAGAAGUUUAGUCAGCAAUGCAUCAAUGGUUGUAAAGCGAAUGGUUUUGUGUCUACCAUCUUUAGACGUCGCAGGUUGAUUCCACUUAUCAACUCUGAUAAUUUUAGUCUGAGGAAUCAAGCUGCAAGACAAGCAGUGAACUUUGUUGUGCAAGGUUCAGCGGCCGACCUUUGUAAAGCAGCUAUGAUUCAGACUGUCCACAAUUUCACGAAGGUGGGAAUUGAUGGGAGGCUUCUCAUUCAGAUUCACGACGAGUUGCUUUUUGAAGUGAAAGACGAAGAGCUGACACAAGCAGCUGACAUGGUUCGGAGUGUUAUGGAGUCAGCUGAUGGUUUGUGUGGCAAUAUGGUAAAAUUGAAGGUACCGCUUGGUGUAACACUGAAGUAUGGGAAAAAAUGGCAUGAUCUUUCUGGUGUGGCGGAAUGCUGAGUGAUCUGGUUGACUUGUUGCUAUGAGAUACUGCAGUUGAGUUUGCCAUGGUAUCUCAUACUUUCACUGAGGUUUGCAGUUGGUACAUAGUGCACGUCUAAGUGUCUAAUUAGUGUUGCAUGCUGCAUGUUUUCAAUCUCAUGACAGGACUUUCUCAAAUUUCGGACCUAUGGACACAUAGUAACAGCGAAGUCACGUUUAAAUAUAGUCUCUUGCACA